AUUUCAAUACGGUUAAAGCAAAGUUUGAGUAACCGGCGGGAAAUGCAGAGACUAAUUUUCACCUUCAUUUCCAUGUACACACUCAGCUGGGCACUGCAUUUGGUAUCCCAGAAAGAAGGGUACUUUGGAGAUUCAACAGAAUCUAGUGAGGAUAUCAUAGACUUGAGCGCCUAUGGCACAGACUUGUUUGGCGUGCCGGAUCCGCUAACAGGUGCUAGGGUAGCCAACUUAAGUGUCGACAGCAAUGUUAAUCCCGAGGAACUGGGCAGCUACAUUGAGGGUGAUAUUUUGCUGCCAUUCCCUGACAUUAUUACGUUAAAUGGAUUACCCCAAGUAAGUUAUCGUUGGAAAAAGGGCGUGGUACCCUUUGUUAUCAAGGAUGGUUACAGUAGCAAGGAUUUGUCCACCAUCAAAACUGCCAUGGACGUGUACCACAACCGCACCUGCAUCCGAUUUGUGGAACGUAGGGGCCAGAAGGACUACAUUUCCAUUGAUAAUGGCAACACGGGCUGUUGGUCCUAUGUCGGUCGCAAACGCGGGAAGCAAAUAGUCAAUCUACAGUCACCUGGAUGUGUGGGAUACGCUGGAACAGUGAUGCACGAGUUGAUGCAUGUAAUUGGAUUUCUGCACGAACAAUCCCGCAUGGAGCGUGAUAACUAUGUGACGAUUAUAUAUGAGAAUAUAAUUCCUAAGCACAAGAAGAACUUUAAAAAGGUGGAUCCUACCGAGGGCUUCGGAGUGCCCUACGAUUACGACAGCAUAAUGCACUACUCAGCUACAUCUUUCUCAAAAAAUAAAAAACCAACAAUAGUGACAAAUCGACCGGAGGACAGCUCUCGAAUUGGGCAACGUAAGAAAUUUUCCGAGAAGGACAUAUUGAAAAUUAAUAAGAUGUACAAAUGCAAACAGUCAACAGAUUCUCCUGCUGAUGUUUCACUUUCCACACCUGAGCCAGAAGGCUCAACGGCAACAAUGGACAGCUCUACUCUAACUAUUCAAUCUAGAUAA
Messenger RNA from Drosophila arizonae, 1008 nucleotides. RefSeq names its product hatching enzyme 1.2-like. Gene Ontology annotation, molecular function: metalloendopeptidase activity; zinc ion binding. The record is from RefSeq and is a predicted model, not a curated record. NCBI's taxonomy places the organism in Eukaryota, Metazoa, Arthropoda, Insecta, Diptera, Drosophilidae. Gene Ontology annotation, biological process: proteolysis.